This is a messenger RNA of Chaetomium strumarium, 1551 nucleotides long. RefSeq names its product chromatin remodelling complex Rsc7/Swp82 subunit-domain-containing protein. Lineage: Eukaryota; Fungi; Ascomycota; Sordariomycetes; Sordariales; Chaetomiaceae. The record is from RefSeq and is a predicted model, not a curated record. The transcript is spliced from 2 exons. Gene Ontology annotation, molecular function: chromatin DNA binding. Gene Ontology annotation, cellular component: RSC-type complex; nucleus. The coding region runs from base 1 to 1551 and encodes 516 amino acids.
AUGAUCGCUGACCGCAUACUUGCGCCUGCAGAGAGCACGCCCGGAACCUUCGACGGUAUCAAUGACGAAGACGAGCCCAUGCCCGACGCAGCUGAGCCUGUGGACGAAGAGCCCAAGCAGGAAGCAGAAGAGGAGGCCGAGAAGGACGAGGAAUCUGCCGCCGAAGAAGCACAGGAGGAAGACGAAGAGUCCGCCAAAUCACCGACACCUCCGCCUGAGCCCGUCAUCCGGCGCCGACGUCUAGGGAGGCCCCCAAAGAAUCGCCCACCGGACUGGGACACACUACCAAUCGAGCCGCCGAAUCCGGAUGCUACACCUCGCCGUCGUGGUCGCGGAGGCUGGCGUGGUCGGGGCGGCCGCAAAGGCCAGCACUACCAGCCAACGCAACAGUCGAUUGACAAGGAUGGCACCGUCCUGGAUAUCGUAGACGACGAGGUCGCCCUGCCAGAAGAUCCCGAGGGCGAAAAGAAGGUUGAUAAGUUGGGAAACCUCCAGGAUGGUCGCGAGUACCGGUGCCGGACAUUCAAAGUGGCCGGCCGUGGCGACCGUCUGUACAUGCUUUCCACCGAGCCCGCCCGCUGUGUCGGCUUCCGCGACUCGUACCUCUUCUUCACCAAGCACAAAAAGCUGUAUAAAAUCAUCGUCAACGACGAGGAAAAGCGCGACAUGAUCGAGCGUGACAUCAUCCCGCAUAGCUACAAAGGCCGCUCUAUAGGAAUCGUGACGGCUCGAUCUGUCUUCCGGGAGUUCGGUGCCUUGAUAAUUGUCGGUGGGCGCCGCAUCAUCGACGACUAUGAAGUCGCGAAGGCCCGCGAGGAAGGUGUCGUGGAGGGCGAGCUGGCCGACCCAACCGAUGUAUACGACCCCGACAAGCCCUAUAACAAGAACCAGUAUGUCGCUUGGCAUGGUGCCAGUGCGGUAUAUCAUUCAGGCGGCCCGUCCGUCCCUCAGCAGAAUAUCAAAGUGGACACCAAGAAACGGCGGGUUGCUGUUAACGACGUCAAUUGGCAGCUGGAGCACGCUCGUGAGGCUGUUCAAUUUAAUAGCAUGCUCUCAGCUGUCCGGCGCGCCAACUUGAAUGGGGUCUACGACAUUCACACAAACCAGAUGCACUAUCCGCGCAUUAUGCAGCCGACACACGUGCGCAUCGAGCAAGUUGUAGGCCGCGAAGAGCCCGACCAGCCCAAUACCUCGACACUCUUCCGGCCGGUCAAGUCCUCCAUCUCCCGCAACUUCCUCAUUAUGGACACUCACCUCGAAACACCACCAGCCGGCGUUUCGGCGGCAGCAUACGACGUGCCCUUCCGCACGUCGCCAGCGGACUACGACGCCUCGGCAGCGGCUGAUUUCUUGUCCCCGUUUAAGGGCUUGCGGGCCGUGCCCGACGACGUUCGCGAUCUACUACCAGAAGAGUGCCGGAAGGCGUUCGAUGACGCGAAGGACAAGGAGGAGAGCUGGUUUGCGAGAUGGGGCAACGAGGCUGAUGUCACCUCGAGACGUGAGCCAGUCAUCGACAAGGCUAUUGUACCCUAUUCCAUGUUGGUUCCUUAG